AUGUGUAGUGAGACAAUAAAAGCUCCAACUCAUCCAUAUGAUCCUUCAAAAGAGAUUUUCAUUGGUGAAUUUGUAUCCAUUUCACUUGGGAACUUCAUUCUUCCAGAUUUUCAGAAACACCCAGUGUCCUCAGGAACACCUUCUUAUUUGAUCUCUAAUAACUACCAGCAUAUCCUGGCCUUCAUUUUUGCUAUUCAUGAAAUCAACAGGAAUGUUGCAUUGCUACCAAAUGUCACACUAGGAUUUAGGAUCUCUGACAAUGCUUUUAAUUCACGCCGAACCUGUUGGACCACCAUCAGUCUUCUGUUCCUAGGACAAGGAAAUAGCGUAAAUUACCACUGUGGAAGGGUAGAUAAUUUAAUGUCUGUCAUUGGGGGACUCACAGCUGAGAACUCAAUCCAGAUGGCCAACAUCUUAUCUACAUACAAAAUUCCUCAGCUCAGCUAUGGUGCCUCUGAUCCAGUGAUGAGGGAUAAAAUUCGAUUCCCUUCUUUCUACCACAUGGUUCCUAAUGGAGAGCUUCAGUAUGUUGGGAUAGUCCAGCUGCUCAAGCAUUUUGGAUGGAACUGGAUAGGCCUUAUUGUUUCAGAUGAUGACAGUGGGGAAACCUUUCUCCGAACCUUAAGACCAAAAUUCUUGCAGAGCCACAUUUGCAUAGCUUGGACAAUGGUGAUCCCAUUAGUGACAACCAUUCUGGCACAUGAGACAAUUAGAGAAAAGCUGUGGCCAGUUUAUUCUGCCCUGCUGUCUAAUGAAAUAAAUGUGACUCUUGUGUCUGGGGACAUCCAGUCUCUGGAAGGCUUACGAAUGGCUUUAUACGCUAUGGAAAUUGGGCUCAAUCUCCCACCUGAGUGGGUGUGGAUCAUAACUGCUGGAUGGGAUUUCACAGUGCUUCACUCCUUUCUCAGACGCAUCCACUUUAACAAUAGUGCUGGGGAAGAAAUAUCUUUUGGUGAGAAUGGAGAAUUUGCAGGUGGAUACGAUAUCAUCAACCUGGUUACAUUUCUCAAUGGAUCCUUCCAGAGAGUGCAUGUUGGGUGGAUGGACCCCAGGGCUUCCCCAGAGGAAGCCUUCACCAUAAAUGGAAGUGCUCUUAUUUGGAACCCCAAAUUUAAACAGAUGCCCCCCAGUUCAACCUGUGUUGAGAGCUGCCAUCCUGGACAGAACAUUUUACUUCACCCAGAGAAGGAGGUUUGUUGCUAUGACUGUGUUGAGUGUCCCAUAGGGAGAAUUUCCACCCAGUGGGAUGCUGAACAAUGUGAUAAGUGCCCAGAUGAUCAGUUUCCAAAUAUGAACCAGCACCAAUGUAUUCCUAAAGAAAUAAGCUACCUAUCUUUCCAGGAGCCUUUAGGAGCAGUUCUGACUGCUCUAGCUCUUUUUCUUUGUGUGAUCACAGUUGUUAUGAUGGGGACCUUCAUUCACAACUGCAAUACUCCCAUUGUCAAAGCCAAUAACUGGAACAUUACCUGUAUCCUGCUCUCUUCUCUGCUGCUCUGUUUCCUCUGCUCUUUUUUAUUCAUUGGAAGGCCUGGGACUGUGACCUGUUUUCUCAGGCAAACAGUUUUUGGCAUUGUUUUCUCCAUAGCUGUGGCUUCUGUUCUAGCCAAAACCAUCACUGUGGUUUUAGUCUUCAUGGCCACCAAACCGGGGAAUAAGAUGAGUAAAUGGCUUGGAAAGAGACUUGCAGUGCUAAUUAUGAUUCUUUCUUGUCUUAUUCAAUUUGACAUCUGUGUAGCUUGGCUGAUUUCUUCUCCUCCUUUCCCAGAGUUUGAUGUACACUCUCAAAUAGGGCAGAUCAUAGUGCAGUGCAACGAGGGUUCAGAACUCAUGUUUUAUGCUGUCCUAGGCUACUUGGGUCUGCAGGCCAUUAUUAGCUUCACUGUGGCUUUCUUUGCUCGGAAGUUGCCUAAUACUUUUAAUGAAGCCAAGCUGAUCACUUUCAGCAUGUUGGUCUUUUGCAGUGUUUGGGUGUCCUUUGUCCCUACACGUCUGAGCAUGAAGGGGAAAUAUAUGGUAGCUGUGGAGAUCUUCUCCAUUUUGGCCUCUGGUGCUGGCUUGUUAACUUGCAUCUUUCUUCCUAAAUUAUACAUUAUCAUAAUGAGGCCUGAUCUGAACACCAAGGAGCAGCUAGUGAGAAAAAAAGUAUAGUUAUACUUGAGAGAGGACAUGAUAUUGUCAUCGAAUUCUGUGAUGUGAUG
This is a messenger RNA of Sceloporus undulatus (fence lizard), 2198 nucleotides long. RefSeq names its product vomeronasal type-2 receptor 26-like. NCBI's taxonomy places the organism in Eukaryota, Metazoa, Chordata, Lepidosauria, Squamata, Phrynosomatidae. Gene Ontology annotation, molecular function: G protein-coupled receptor activity. Bases 1 to 2148 code for a protein of 715 amino acids. The transcript is spliced from 6 exons. The record is from RefSeq and is a predicted model, not a curated record. Gene Ontology annotation, biological process: G protein-coupled receptor signaling pathway. Gene Ontology annotation, cellular component: membrane.